AUGGUGGCUUCUCAACUGCAAGAGCAAGUUCGCAUUUUACGCUCAACCGUGUCACAUCUCGACGCUCGUACAUUCACCAUUGAAACCCCGGUAAAGGCUGUUGUCCCAAUGCAACAGGACGAGGCCGAAGCACGUUUCUACCAAAUUGUCGAGUUCUGGCCAUGGACGCCCCUUUUAACGAUCCACGCGUCCUCUCAGCUCAUGCUCUCUUUAAAGUUGAUCCUUCACCAUGUGCCUAUGGGCUCUCACCAUGCCCCCACAGCUUUACCGAAGUCCGUUGCUAUCAUUGGUGCUGGAAGCGGCGGCCUUGCUAUGCUCAAGGCUCUGCUAGACUUGCCCCUCUCCUUGCGUGAAGGAUGGGAGAUUGUGUUAUAUGAAGAAAGAGAAGAUGUUGGCGGCAUCUGGUUACCAGACCCCAGAGGAGUAACCCCUCCUGAGCUUCCAGAAACGCCUCUCUAUCCACUGCUCCGCACGAAUACUCCAGUGCCAUUCAUGACUUAUCCUGGCUUUCCCUUCACCGAAGGCACACCUCUAUUUCCAAGCCACGAAUAUGUCCAAACCUACCAUGCACGCUACGCCGAGGAGUUGAAUCUCCGCGGCUACAUCCAUUUUCACCACAGACUCGAGAAAGCCGCUUGGGAAGGUUCUUCGAAGGAAGGUUUCUGGAACCUCACCGUCUCAGACCGGAAGAAGGGCGUCGUCCAGACGAAAACUCACGACCACCUAGUGGUCGCCAGCGGCAACAACCACAUUCCACACAUCCCUACCUGGGAGGGACAAGACGAAUGGCUGGCAAACAGUCCACCUGGUGGCCUCAAGAGGCGUAUCAUUCAUUCGAUAUACUACCGUGAGCCGGAAGAAUUUACCGGGCAAAGCGUUUUAAUAGUUGGAAACGGUGCCAGUGGUCGGGAUGCGUCUACUCAGUUAGCAGGGUUGGCCCGAGAGGUAUUCAUUUCCAUCAGGCAUGAAGACCAGCGCGUAGUAGGCCAAAUCAAGCCUGAGAUCCACCAUUUCUCCGCGACUGGAGUAGUGUUCGUGGAUGGCACUUUUGUAAACCCCGACGUCGUCCUGCUAGCAACGGGAUACGAGCACCGAAAACCUUUCCUUGAGGAGACCGGCCUCCUGCGAAUCGACCGCUCAGCUCGCGACAACUCUUCCGGUACCGACGGCCUUGUAUCAAACACUCGAUACAUCUUCCCUCUUCACCAGCACAUUCUUUCUCUGAGCCCUGAGUACCCUACCAACGCUCUUGCUUUCGUUGGUCUACCCUCGGCUAUCCCAAACUGUGCUUCGGAUUUGGCUCAGAGCCUAUUCGCUACAUAUGCAAUUGCUCAUCCUGAUAUUCUUCCUUCUCGCUCUGAGAUGCUCGCAGACCUUGCACGCCACGAAGACGAGGUCCGCUCGCUGGGUUUUGACCCAUACACUGCUGGCCAUAGAAUGCUCACUUUCGAUAUGUCGAGCGGCUACCAAGACGAUCUCGUCGAUUUCCUGAAGAAAAAGGGCGUCAUUCGGGAUGAUGGUAAAAAGUUCGUAGAGCAAUGGCGGAAGGACGUCUUCACCUACCAGUAUAUCGUUCGCGGUUGGAAGCGCAUCGAAGAGCUCGGCAUCGGCGACGAAUGGGUCAGAGGUGUCGAGACUGAAGAGCAAUGGGCCGAUGUCAUGAGACGGGUCAAUGAAUGGCAGAAGGAAUACGAGGAAGCAAACGGGAUUGAAUUUGUAUCUGACUGGUCUGUCCCUGGCGUUUCCUCCUGA
This is a messenger RNA of Cyclocybe aegerita, 1752 nucleotides long. The record is from the annotation of a GenBank genome assembly. Lineage: Eukaryota; Fungi; Basidiomycota; Agaricomycetes; Agaricales; Hemipholiotaceae.